AUGGCACCCGACGUGCGGCAUGCCGUGGUAGCCAAGGAGGAGGACUGCUGCCAGACGCAGCUGCCCCUCAAUGAAAACGACUCCCAGGACAUGGUCCUCUUUGAGGUCCUCUCCGAGGCGUCCGCUAUGGCCUCCUCCUCCUCAUCCGCCGCCUCCUCCGCCGUGGAGCAACCGUCGUUGUCUUUUCCGGCUGCGGCAGGCGACGCGGGCUUCAUCUGCAACUGUGCCCGGCCGACGGGGCACUUCAGGAAGUACCGGGGGGUGCGGCGGCGGCCGUGGGGCAAGUUCGCGGCGGAGAUCCGCGACUCGUCCCGGAACGGCGCCCGCCUCUGGCUCGGCACGUUCGACACGGCGGAGGCGGCUGCGGUGGCCUACGACCGGGCGGCAUUCCGGAUGCGGGGCGCCAAGGCUCUGCUUAAUUUCCCGCCCGGCUUCUCCUUCGUGGGGGGCGCCGCGAUCGGCGACGUGGGAGCUGCCUUAAGAGGCGACGGCGCCGGAACCGGCGUGCUUAGAGCCUCUGAAUCAUUCGAGGGUGCCGAGAGUGUCACCAACAGGCAAUUCACGAGUCAUGGUUCAUGAAUCAUGAAGCUUCCCUACGUAGCAGUAGGAAAGCUUCUCGGUGUAUAAGGUGAGACAUUGGAGAUGAAGAGUGAUUUAGCAGUAGGACGCGAGAGAUUUUAUAGAGAGAUUGCUAUUUGGUAGGCUGUUCCGAUAUCCUCUGUCCUCGUAUUGAGGCCACUUCUGACCACUCUGCUCUCGACUCCAAUCUUAAUUCCAACGUAGAUGCUGGGUGAUGUUCUUCAAUUUUCCUCAAGGAUCAGCCUUAUAUAUUGAAUUCUUA
Messenger RNA from Musa acuminata AAA Group (dessert banana), 841 nucleotides. RefSeq names its product pathogenesis-related genes transcriptional activator PTI5. Gene Ontology annotation, molecular function: DNA-binding transcription factor activity; DNA binding. Bases 1 to 579 code for a protein of 192 amino acids. Gene Ontology annotation, biological process: regulation of DNA-templated transcription; ethylene-activated signaling pathway. The transcript has a single exon. NCBI's taxonomy places the organism in Eukaryota, Viridiplantae, Streptophyta, Magnoliopsida, Zingiberales, Musaceae. The record is from RefSeq and is a predicted model, not a curated record.